CUCUUAUCCAUCGAUACACAGAGAAAACAAUAAUAUGAGCAAUCAUCAAACUCAGGUGUUGAAGCAAUUGGAGCCAUGGUGUGAACUUAAAGACAAAGUGGUUCUUGUGACAGGAGCUUCCUCUGGUAUAGGAAGAGAGAUCUGUCUUGAUCUUGCAAAAGCUGGUUGUAAGAUUAUCGCAGCAGCUCGUCGUGUCGAUCGACUCAACUCUCUCUGCUCUGAAAUCAACAGCUCCAAUUCAACUGGAACCCAAGCCGCAGCUCUUGAGCUAGACGUUUCAUCAGAUGCAGCCACCAUUCAAAAAGCGGUAAGGAAAGCUUGGGACAUCUUUGGAAAGAUAGAUGCGUUGAUCAACAAUGCCGGAAUCAGAGGCAAUGUCAAGUCGAGUUUGGAUUUGUCGGAGGACGAAUGGGACAACGUCUUCAAGACUAACUUAACGGGACCUUGGUUAGUAUCUAAAUAUGUUUGUGUUCUAAUGCGUGACGCUAAAAGAGGUGGCUCGGUGAUAAACAUCUCAUCGAUUGCCGGGGUCCGCGGUAUCUUGCCUGGUGGACUUGCAUAUGCUUGUUCCAAAGGCGGUGUUGACACCAUGUCAAGGAUGAUGGCAAUUGAGUUAGGUGUUCACAAGAUCAGAGUGAACUCGAUUGCGCCGGGGCUUUUCAAGUCAGAGAUCACACAAGGUCUUAUGCAAAAGGAAUGGCUCAAGAAUGUGACCGAGAGGACUGUGCCGUUAAAGGUGCAACAGACCGUUGAUCCAGGGCUUACUUCUCUCGUUCGCUAUCUCAUUCAUGACUCUUCUCAAUAUAUAUCCGGGAAUACAUACAUUGUCGAUUCUGGAGCUACAUUGCCCGGUGUGCCCAUUUUUUCAUCUCUCUGAAAGUUGAACCCUGUAUCUUGUGCUUAUGCAAUAAUAAGUGAAUACAUUUACA
Messenger RNA from Arabidopsis arenosa, 929 nucleotides. The record is from the annotation of a GenBank genome assembly. Lineage: Eukaryota; Viridiplantae; Streptophyta; Magnoliopsida; Brassicales; Brassicaceae.